AUGCCAGAAUCACAACUUUAUAUUCAUGAUUUAAAAGACUUUUCGAGACAUGAUAGGGAUAGGGUCGCUAGAAGAUCUACAGCGGUAAAGUCAGCACCAAAAAUAGGGAAUCCAACACCACUUGGUCUUUCCGCUUUUGCUAUGUCAACUUUUGUCGCUUCUUUUUAUAGUCUAGGAAUUUUCGGAGUUUCUGUGCCAAAUGUUUUAAUCGGUGUUGCAUUCUUCACUGGUGGUGUUGUUCAAUUUGCUUCCGGAAUGUGGGAAUUUAAAGUUGGUAACACUUUUGGGGGUACCGGAUUCUCUGCUUUUGGUGGUUUCUGGGCGUCUUUAGGUGCUAUUUAUAUGCCAGCAUUUGGUAUUCAACAAGCUUAUGGAUUCAUACCCGUUCCUACAAAUGCCGUGUUAGAUUCAAUUGGCUUAUGCAAAACCAAUUGUAAUUACACUGAGUCGAGUGUCACGUUCAUUUUCACAUUGGCUUGUCUUCGUACCAAUGCUGGAGUCUUGGGAGCUUUUGUUUCUUUAACUGUAGCAUUCUUGGCUGAUACUAUUUAUCAUCUUACUCCAACUAAUACUAUAUUUCUUAAAGUUGGUGGUGUUUUCGAAUUGAUCACUUCCGCCAUAGUCUUUUACUGUCUAGCUGCGGUAUUACUAACACCUGAUCUCUCACCAGUCAGUCUUCCUUUGUAUGAUUUGAGCAAAAAAGAUUAG
Molecule: messenger RNA, 708 nt
Organism: Dentiscutata erythropus
Lineage: Eukaryota; Fungi; Glomeromycota; Glomeromycetes; Diversisporales; Gigasporaceae
Source: the annotation of a GenBank genome assembly